AUGGCCACCGACGCUUCUGUUUCAAGCAUCAAACUCAUGAACCAGGAUCUUGUGAAACUAGAUCGCUUUGAUGGAACAAACUAUACCCGUUGGCAAGACAAAAUGACUUUUCUUCUAACUACUCUGAAAAUUCAAUAUGUCUUGGAUCCUGACUUGGAGGAAAUUCCAGAACCCACUCCAGAUGACACCGAUGAAAUAAAGAAGGAGAGAAAGAAACGUAAGGAAGAUGAAUUGUUGUGCCGUGGACACCUUCUGAACACAUUAUCCGAUCGUCUCUAUGAUCUCUACACUGAUACCGCAUCUGCAAAGGAAAUCUGGAAGGCACUUGAAUUCAAAUUUAAAGCCGAAGAAGAAGGUACGAAAAAGUUCUUAAUAUCUAAAUACUUUGACUUUAAAAUGUUGGAUUCAAAGCCUAUUCUUGCACAAGUACACGAGUUACAGGUUCUCGUGAAUAAAAUAAAGGCCGAAAAAAUUGAUGUCCCUGAGGCUUUCCAAGUCCGUGCAAUCAUAGCAAAAUUGUCACCUUCAUGGAAAGGAUACAGAAAGAAAUUGCUGCAUAGUUCCGAGGAUCUCUCGUUGGAGAAACUCCAGAAACACCUUCGAAUCGAGGAAGAAAUGAAGGAUCGUGAAAAGAUCGAGUCCUCCGGAUUUGCAAAGGCAAAUGUUGUUGCUGCAAAAGGAAAGAAAAAGUAUGAUGGCACAAAAAACCAUCUUGGUCCAAAGAAAGAUCAUAACAGGCACAACAGGCCCAAAACUGAGGUUAAUGUUGUUCAUGCAAAUGACGACAUAAUCGCUACUGUAAGCGAAAUUAUGGCCAUCAAAGGAAAAGUCCAAGGAUGGUGGUAUGAUACAUGUGCAACUGUACAUGUGUCUUAUGAUAAAGCGGCAUUCAAAACCUAUACCGAAGUCAAUGAUGGACAGGAGGUGCAAAUGGGCAAUGAAGUUCGAUCAAGAGUCGUUGGAACAGGAUCCGUCGAACUCAACUUCACCUCUGGAAAGAAAGUCACUCUUAUCAAUGUUCUUCAUGUUCGCGACAUGAGUAGAAACCUCGUUAGUGGGGACUUGUUGGGAAAACCUGGCAUUAAAUCUGUGUAUGAAUCAGGCAAUGUGACGGAGAUUACCAAGCUCACUGAUAAGGCGGUGGAGGAGGAGGAUCCUGAGGAAAUUGCAACAUGA
Vicia villosa (hairy vetch) is the source of this 1176-nucleotide messenger RNA. RefSeq lists its product as uncharacterized. The transcript has 3 exons. Bases 1 to 1176 code for a protein of 391 amino acids. Lineage: Eukaryota; Viridiplantae; Streptophyta; Magnoliopsida; Fabales; Fabaceae. The record is from RefSeq and is a predicted model, not a curated record.